Messenger RNA from Paramisgurnus dabryanus, 2087 nucleotides. It is a transcript of the gene trim35-27, whose product is annotated as tripartite motif containing 35-27. Gene Ontology annotation, molecular function: protein binding; zinc ion binding. The record is from RefSeq and is a predicted model, not a curated record. Lineage: Eukaryota; Metazoa; Chordata; Actinopteri; Cypriniformes; Cobitidae.
UUUAACCGACCGAUAGGGUUAAGAACAUCAUUCUGGCAAACGUACACCGGUAACCAUUAGAUACAUGGGGACUCAAGAUUAUAAUUUCGAGGAGCAUCUUCUCUGUCCUGUUUGCCGGGAGAUCUUCAGAGAUCCUGUUCUUCUGCUGUGUUCUCAUAGCUUUUGUUCGGCCUGUCUGGAGCAGUACUGGGUGCACACCAGCUCACAGAUUUGCCCCGUAUGCCGGACAGAUUUUUGCAUGGAGCAUCCUCCGUGCAAUCGUGCCCUGAGGAACCUGUGUGAGAUUGUCUUACAUGAGAAGAAGAAGUGUCUGUCAGCAGAGACCGAGGUUUUUUGUAGUCUCCAUGGAGAGAAACUGGAGCUCUUUUGUCUGGAGGAUCAGCAUCUUGUGUGCAGCGUGUGUUUGAAUGUUGAUUUGCACAUCAACCACACAUGCAGACCUGUGGAUGAGACAGCAGAGACUCUCAAGGAGGCUCUCAAAACAAACCUGAAGUCUUUACAAGAAAAGUUCAAACUCUUAAAAUCUGAGAAAUUCAUCUGCAAUCAAACAGCAAAGCACAUAAAGAGUCAAGUUGAGAAAACAGAAACACACAUAAAGAGGGAAUUCAAUGACCUUCACCAAUUUUUAAGGAAUGAAGAGGCAAUGAGGAUUGCUGCUCUGAAGGAAGAGGAGGAGCAGAAGAUGAAGAUAUUAGAUGAGCAAAUACUAAAGAUUAACAAUGAACUGUUAUCUCUCAUAGAGAGAAUUAAAGCCACUGAAGAAGAGAUGGAGUCACAAAACAUCUCAUUUUUGCUGAACUACAAAGGUCCAUGUGAACGUACUCAGUCUACAAGUUCAUGUCUAGAGAAGCUUCCAGAAGGAUCGAUUAAUGUUGCAAAGCAUCUGGGAAAUCUGAAGUUCAGAGUUUUGAAGAAAAUGAUGACUGUCACUAAAUACACUCCUGUUAUCCUGGACCCCAACACUGCCCACCCAUGCCUACAUCUUUCAGACAGUCUGACCGAUGUGAUGUUCGGUCCAUGGAGUCAGCAGGCCCAAGGUAACACAGAAACAUGUGAGGGGUACACGAGUGUCCUGGGUUCCGAAGGGUUCUGCUCUGGGAUGCACUACUGGGACGUGGAGGUUGGGGACAACACAACCUGGGCCUUGGGAAUGAUCUCUGAAUCCGCCAUCAAGACAAGAGAUCAUCCACCCAGUUCCGGUUUAUGGCGCAUAGGUUAUCACAAUGGGAAAUAUGGCCAGGGAGUAUCAGGGGAAGUCUUGAUGCCCCUCACAUUAAAACAGAAAGUCCAUAGAAUCAGAGUCCGGCUGAACUGCGACAGUGGAGAAAUGUCCUUCUUUAAUCUUCUCACUAACGCUCAUAUCCACACGUUCAGGCAUACGUUCACUGAGAGAGUCUUUCCGUACUUUUGUAACGUGUGUCCGUCCGAAGCGCUCAGGAUCUUGCCGGUUCAAGUACCUGUCACAGGAACAGAGGAAUUAUAAAGAUGAAGGUCGAGUUUUAAGUUAAUUAAAUUCAUGAAGGGAUUUGUUUUUUUUUCUCAAAAAUCAAAUAUGUUUGUACUUUUGUUUAUAGCUGUUAGUACAAAUUUUAUGUUAACGGUUCAUUUUCAAAAUUUAAGUUAUGUCUGCUAUGUGAAUAAUUUGUGUAGCGUGACAAAUGUCCGGCUGCAAUGUUGCAAUACCUCCAAACCAUCAAAGUCUAUCAUUUGGACACUGUUGACAUACAAACAACAUUUUUGGCACCUGUGUCCGAGAAUUAUCUUUGGUGCAAUUCUUAGAAUUUUUUGCAUAUCCUGUAAAUUAUACACCUUACACAUUUUUUAAGUAACUCCUUUAUUAUUUCCAUUUUAUGUUUGCAAACUGAUAAGAGGUUUGUUACCCUGAGGCAUUAUGCAAAACUUAAUUCCUUACAAAUAGGUAGGUACAAUUUUUUGACAUACUUAUACUAUUUAUCUUUUUUUACAGUGAUGUUUUUCCUGAGCUUAGGUUAAGUUUAAACUUUUGGUUUGGUCGCAUUCAAAAUAGUCAGUAAUAUUGCCAUAUCAAACAAUAAAUAGCAAACUCUUUAGAAAACUAAAUUUUAAAU